Phoenix dactylifera (date palm) is the source of this 1143-nucleotide messenger RNA. RefSeq names its product proteasome subunit beta type-1. The record is from RefSeq and is a predicted model, not a curated record. Gene Ontology annotation, cellular component: proteasome core complex; cytoplasm; nucleus. NCBI's taxonomy places the organism in Eukaryota, Viridiplantae, Streptophyta, Magnoliopsida, Arecales, Arecaceae.
CAAGAAUAAAAGAGAGAAACGAGACCCUAGCGAAGGAGAAGCAAAAGCAAGCAAAACCCAGCGGUUUCAGGCUUCUCCCUGUUUCAUCCCCUCAUCCUCCUCCCCCCACCUCAACCGCCAUGGCUUUGAGUCGGAACUGGAUGUACGAGAACAACGGAGGCACAUGCGUAGCGAUCGCGGGAGCGGACUACUGCGUGGUGGCCGCUGACACGAGGCUGUCCAUCGGAUACAGCAUCUACACCCGCGACUACUCCAAGAUCUGCAAGCUGGCAGAAAAAUGUGUAUUGGCAUCUUCUGGAUUCCAAGGUGAUAUAAAAGCUUUGCAAAAAAACUUGGCUGCUAGGCACUUGAUCUAUCAGCAUCAACACAACAAACAAAUGAGCUGCCCUGCAAUGGCUCAACUCCUCUCAAAUACCCUUUAUUACAAACGUUUCUUUCCAUAUUAUGCUUUCAAUGUUCUAGGUGGACUUGACAAUGAAGGGAAGGGCUGUGUGUUUACGUAUGAUGCUGUUGGGUCCUACGAAAGGGUUGGGUACAGCGCCCAAGGCUCAGGGUCAACACUCAUCAUUCCUGUUUUGGACAACCAACUUAAAUCCCCUAGUCCUCUCUUAUUGCCUGCAAGGGAUCCUGUGACACCGCUAUCAGAAUCAGAUGCAGUUGAUUUGGUAAAAGAUGUUUUCGCAUCUGCAACCGAAAGAGAUAUAUACACUGGAGAUAAACUGGAAAUAGUCGUCGUCAAUGCAUCAGGUAUACGGCGUGAAUUUAUAGAUCUCAGGAAAGACUAAUGUCACAUAAUUGUGGGCUGCAGCUGUGACUCAGUUUUCAGAGCUGGGAGGUCUUCCAAUGUCAUUGUCAUGGUGGAGCUGUGCUCCUUCCUUGGUGAUUGCCCAGAUUUAGCCUUUAUCAUCCCUCAAACAUGUUCUUUUGCUUUGAGAUAUGGAUUCUUUCAGACCAACUGAAGUAAUGCAUGUUUUAUAUGAACAAGGCCAGAAUUUGUCAUUUAUAUUGGCAUUUUAUCAAGUUUUAACCGUUCUCUUUUCCUUCCUGCAUGGCCUGCCUUCGGGACUUCAUAUCUAGAGUUUGAACUGUAGCAACUUUAUAUUGAGAAAAUUUGAACUCUAUAUUCAGAAUCUGAACUCUAUA